Molecule: messenger RNA, 1917 nt
Organism: Priapulus caudatus
Lineage: Eukaryota; Metazoa; Priapulida; Priapulimorpha; Priapulimorphida; Priapulidae
Product: CDK5 and ABL1 enzyme substrate 1-like
Exons: 3
Coding region: 13-1161 (382 amino acids)
Biological process (GO): regulation of cell cycle
Source: RefSeq, a predicted model, not a curated record
CCACCAGGAGGCAUGAGCGUAAGUUUCAAAACGCGCUACUGGCGUUCGGUCUCUGAGACGCCUCACACCCACAGCUCGACCGAAGACGACAUGCCGAGACUCAGCUAUGGUGUCAGCUUGAGGAAGCGUCUCUUCAGACAGGCUUCCGUCUCCGGCAGCACCUCCACCAUCAACGACGACCUCCCCCAGCUAGUGCACGGAAGCUCCCGCAGGCGGCGCUACUCGAGCAGUAGCAGCUGGAGCUCAUCGUCUGCCUCGCCGAUGAAGGAACUACGAGGUUUAGCACCGAGUCGCUCUCGCAUCAAGGACGAUCGCGUCGUCUACCUCCGCACCCAGGGGGCGCCGUUCUCCAUCUUCUCGGUGCUCUCCUACAACAAGGCUCGCGAGCGCGUGAUCGUGCGCUGCGGUGGCGCUGCAUCGGUCGCCGCGGGCGAGGCGGCGGGGGGGCGCCGCCGACACGCGUCCACGUCGCGGAUGGACGGCAGCGACAUCCUCGCGAUGGCGGGCGUCGAGCCGACUCCGGACGACGACGAGGCGUCCUUCGCCGCCUACCUCGUGCCCCGCCGCCGCGAGUCCCACGAGGGGGCGCCGGCGGGCGACACCGACCCCGACGCCGCCGACCCCGCGGGCGACUACGAUCCGAGCCGGCUCGACAACCCGGAGCUGAUCGCGGGGCGGCACCGCACGACGCUUCGCUUCUGCUCGCACCUCGCGUCUGUCAUCGACUACGUUCGACCCGGCGAGCUGAAGGCCGAGCUGAAUGCCAAGUUUGCGGCGAGGCACCCGCGCAUUGAUCUCACGCUCAGCAAGCUGCGCAGCCUCAAGCGAGACGUGAGGCGCACGGCGGCCGACGCGGGGCUGGACUUGUACACGGUCGCCGCCGCGUACGUCUACUUCGAGCGCACGGUCCUUCUCGGCUGCCUGAACAAGGCGAACCGCAAGUUUGUCGCGGGAACGGCACUGCUGCUCUCGGCAAAGCUCAACGACUGCAAGGGCGAGCAGUUGACGGCGUUGCUAGGGGCGAUCGAGGAUCGGAUGCGCGUCGACAAGCGAGAGCUGCUCGCGUACGAGUUCCCGCUGCUCGUCGCGCUCAAGUUCGCACUGCACACGCCCGAUGCCGAGGUCUCGCCGCACUACCAGCGGCUGCUCUACGAGACGUGACCCCGCGCGCGUGAGACAUGAUGCCCGGCCCGAGAUGCGAUCCCGUGAAACACCCUUCCCCCCCAGCACCGCGAGAUGUGACCCCACUGUAACUUGACCCCUGACCAUUGUCUGACCUACAGUUUAUAACAUAGCAACACUUUACCCUGACUCAUGACAUGUGACCUUCGACCUACGAUGUACGACCUUCUACCUUAUCAGACACGACAUACAUUAUUGAAGGGGACCUCUGACCUGCUACGUUGUCGUAAAUUUUCUAAUAACAUAGAUGGCAAUACGUUGCUUGGCCCAAAGUAUUUUUAAUUCGCCACCUGCAUGGUGUACUAACGAUAGUGUGCUGCGUUGAUGCAGCGAUGUGUAAUUAGCGCUCAUGGUCAAGUACUGCAGAAAUGCUGCACAUGCCUUCGGUUGGGCAAGCAUGUACCCAGAUGCGCACACACACGUGCUCACACGCACGUGCAUGUGCGCACAUUUACUGGAAUGAUCGAGUAAAAUAGUGACUGACAGACAGGCGUGAAGGUAAUUGGGUAUUAUGUUCUCUAUCCGAGAUGCAGGGAGAAAGAAGACCAAGAAGACGGAUGUCACACAAAACACUUCUGUAUUUUAAAACUGCCAUUUGUCCGAGAGCACCCGGAUGUACAACGUAUUUAUUACGUCUAGUUUACACAGUGUUCUCAUUUGGAACCGGCCACCGGCCGAAUUGACCGUCUACUCUGCUGUUUCGGCCGGUUACAAUUGGCUCAAGUAUGAUAUAUA